Molecule: messenger RNA, 1608 nt
Organism: Trematosphaeria pertusa
Lineage: Eukaryota; Fungi; Ascomycota; Dothideomycetes; Pleosporales; Trematosphaeriaceae
Product: MFS general substrate transporter
Exons: 4
Coding region: 197-1588 (463 amino acids)
Biological process (GO): transmembrane transport
Cellular component (GO): fungal-type vacuole membrane
Molecular function (GO): transmembrane transporter activity
Source: RefSeq, a predicted model, not a curated record
UCUUUGGUUUCUUGCUCAAUACGAGGUCAUAUCCAUUCGGAAUUGAGCUCGCUAAAAUUUAUUCCGGGGUUGCAACAGAUCCGCGGAAGGAUUCAUCGGAUUUAAAAUCGGCUAGGAGCAGCAAAUACCUUCGGAUCCAUUAUUCCCCUUUAUCGACAGUGACCACUGCGGCAGGUAUCACGCCACCUGACUUCAGAUGCGGACAUCGUUAGACUUCGAAGAGAAGAAAGCCUUUGAGGGCAUUGCGGCGGACCAACAAGAUCGAACGUCAUCGAGUCAUGGAAAUGGGGACAAAGAUGCUGCCGAGGAGACGCACGAUGAAGAGCGUCAGGAUGCACAAUCGCUAGCUGGAUCCCAGCUUCCGCCACCACCAGAUGGAGGCUUACAUGCUUGGUUAAAGGUCUUUGGCGGCUUUCUGGUAUAUAUUAACAUCUGGGGGUUCACUCUCUCCUAUGGCGCCUUUCAAUCCUACUACGCCUCCACGCUGCUCUCCUCUAGCAGCCCCUCAGCCAUAUCCUGGAUCGGCACAGUGCAAGCCUGGCUCCUCAUCCUCGUCGGCGUACUGUCAGGCCCGCUAUUCGACCUCGGCUACUUCCGGCCCAUGCUCUACGUUGGCAACUUUUUAGUCGUUUUCGGCAUCAUGAUGGUCAGUCUGUGCAAGACCUAUUGGCAGGUUUUCCUGGCGCAAGGACUGUGCAUGGGGUUGGGCGCGGGGUUGCUGUAUAUUCCGAGCUUGGCGCUCGUGGGCAUUUGGUUUGAGAGGAAGAGGGCGUUGGCGAUGGGGUUCGUCAUGAGUGGGAUUGCUGUUGGCGGCGUAAUCUACAUCAUCGUCUUCGACCGCCUCACCCCCACUGCGGGCUUCCCCUGGGCCCUCCGCGCCAUGGGCUUCAUUGCGCUCGUCGCCUCUCUGCUCUCCUUCCCCGCUCUCCUAAGCGGCUCCGGGAUACUCGCGCACAGGCGGCCUGCGCGGCGCCUCUUCGACGCGUCCGCCUUCCACGACCGGCUCUUCCUGAUCUUCACAGCAUCCACCUUCACCUGCUUUCUUGGCUAUAUUGUCCCUUACUUCUACAUCCCGACGUAUGCGACUGAGAAGCUAGGGACGAGCGAUAGCUUCGGGCUGUAUAUGCUGGUGAUUAGCGUGGCUGGGAGUUUCUUUGGGCGACUCGGAAGCGGCAUGCUAGCGCACUAUGCGGGGAGUAUUGUUACGUGGUUACUAUGUGCGGGGGCGAGCGGCGUGUUAUCGUUGGCAUGGAUUGCGAUUGAGACAAGAGGCGGGUUCAUUGCGUUCAGUAUACUCUGGGGAUUUCUCUCUGCCGCCCUAGUGACUCUCCCCUCCGCAGCUUUCGCCAACAUCUCGCCUAACCUAUCGAAUCUGGGGACCCGAAUAGGCAUGUCCUGGGCUAUUUCCAGCAUUGCGUCGCUCAUCGGAUCGCCUAUUGCAGGCGCGUUAAUCAAGACGAAGAACGGGAAGACGAAUUUUCUGGGCGUUCAGCUCUGGAGCGGUAUCUGUCUGUUGCUGGGAACGUGCUGGCUAUGCGUGUUGUGGGUACUCACGGUCCGGACGCAGAAGAAGGGCUGGAGGGUCUAAGAUUAUCAGCGAGAGCCGAU